Molecule: messenger RNA, 726 nt
Organism: Scheffersomyces amazonensis
Lineage: Eukaryota; Fungi; Ascomycota; Pichiomycetes; Serinales; Debaryomycetaceae
Exons: 1
Coding region: 1-726 (241 amino acids)
Source: RefSeq, a predicted model, not a curated record
AUGAAAAGGUCGAGCUCGGAUUCUAUAACCAUUUAUUCUCAUCCUUCUACCAAUAAUUCAUCCAAUACAACUGCAUCAGCUCAUAAUAAUAACGCCAGCAUUAACAAUAAUACUGAUUCAAGUAAUGGUAAAUCACUAAAGCGUGUUAAAUUAGAACGUGAAAUAUUCUCCACAUCUAUAAAAGAUAUAGAAAUGAUGUUCAGUCCUGUUAAUAUAAUAGAUCACAAUCAUCAUCAAUUUCUUAACCCUUAUAAAUUCAAUAGACCAAUCCAACAAAAAGAUAAACUUGUACCUAGUAAUAACAUGAUAAUACCUCAGUAUAAUAAUAAAUCGGCCAACCAUCAUCAUUCCAAACUCUCGGAUUUGAAAUACGAUUGUAUAAAUCUUUCCCUCUUAUCAUCCAUCAGUUCGGCAUCUAUCUCAGACAAUGAAGACGAUUUCGAAGAUGAUGAUGAAGAUGAUGAAGAAAUUGAAGAAGAAUCGUUUGAGGAUGACGAUGACGACCAUAAAUUCCUCAAUGAUAAUUCAUUACUGACACCUAUUCUUCCAUCACAAACCAAUAAACCUACCAUGAUGUCUUUACUUUUCCCACCUCGUCAUUUGUAUGACUACGACUAUGACAAUGAAAUCGACGUCAAUUAUGGAUUAAUGGAUAUGGUGAAGAAGAAUAAGUACAAUCUCCAACAUGAUUUAAAUCGGAUAGAUGAGUUGGUGAUGAACCAUUAA